AUGCAAUCUGAUGAAUUUUGUGUUGAGUGAGUUAAAAAAAAGUCAUCAGGGCUGCUCAAAUGAGGCUCGGUUCAACACAGGGUUUUGUGGGAAAAAUUUUCCAAUUAGUUUAUAAUAAAUUACUAUAGUUGAACCUCACUCUAGUUGAACCUCAUUUCACACUCAAAAAUAUGUUUCAAGGUAUCCCAAUGGUGGUCGAAUCAAUAAGAGAAGGCAAUCCACUGUAAGAUCAUUUUGUUUCUUCCAAUACCACAAACUGAACACUUUUUAGAGUUGGGAUAAUGAGGUGAAAGCAUUGGAAUUAUCAGUUCCCAAGACAGAUCGAAGAAAUUCUCAUACAUUAGCUCAACUUCUCGAAUCCACUCGACAAGCAUCUGUUGAUUCCAAAGAUGAACAUGAUAUUGAGGUUUUUUGAACAUUUUCAAAAAAAAUCUGAACCGUAACAUUUACAAUAUUUUCCUAGGAUGCAAUUCUGACUAGAAGAAAAAGUAUGAAUUCUCGAAGAAGUUCGAUUGCUGAACUAUCUGAUAGUGGAAUUACCACAACUAAUUCGGAUGAUUGUGUUGUUUUGACACAAACUCUUGGGACUUCAACUACUUAUUUUUUUCAAAAAGAACCAACGGCAAUGAAUAUGAAUUUGAGACCAUCUGCAAAGGAGAGAGGUUUAUAUAAUGUGAGUUAUCAACAUUUUAUAGAAAAAACAAAUUUCUGGAUGUUUUGUGAAAAUUAUGAAUCGACAUUGAAGUUUUAUGUAUUCAAAAAUAUUAAAAUUUUUGCAGUUCGAUGACAUGAUUAAAGAAAAACCAACUCGUCCAACUGACACACCACGUCCAUCUGUUGUCCAUCUUCCUCCACCACCACCAAUUCUAUCAACAAUUCCAAAAUAUUCUGGAGAUUUACCAGUUACAACAUGUGAAUCUUCUAGACGUCCUUCUCAAUUCGAAAGAGGACUUCCAUGUGUAAGUUGUUUCUCACAUUCACUAAAUUAUACUUUUUUCUUAUUUUAGCUCAAAUUUCAAACAACUGAACAACCAGUUAUGUAUCGAGGAAGGACACUUGAAAAGGUAAUUGUUAAUGUGAGAAUUUUCUUUUUGUCUUUUUUACUUAUGUUUUUUUGCAGCAAAGGCGAGGAGAUCCCCGUUUCAACAAUGAACUUGAUGUUGGAUUUUUUAAACUAUUUUUUUUUGUUUUUUUUUAAGUUACAUAGACGCGACUUUCAAAUUUCAAAUUUUCAGAGAAUAAUCGCAAAUCGUCGUAAAAUAUUAGAGGAAGAAGAAGCUGUUCGAGAAUCUUCAAAUUUGAUUAGGCCAAGAUCGAGAGAUCCAGUUCGGAUUCAACAAAGACCACAUCAUUAUAACGGACAGAUUCCCAAUUUGAAUUCCCCGAUUAGAUUGAUGGAGGUAUUUUUUAUUCUUUUUUUCUUGAACUAUUGACUGGCUAUCUCGAAAACUAGAACGAGGGGAGAUUAGAUUUUUAUUUGUGGAAUUGAUGUUAUGAAUUUACAAGGUUUUUUCGGGAUAUCCUUUUUUCCUGUCCGCUAACAAAAUGCUUUUGAGAUCAGGAUCACAUGUUCAAUGAAACACCAUUCAAACAAAUAUCUUUUUAAAACGGAUUUUGAUAACACAUUUUUGAAGAAUGAUCAAUUUUGUAGUUUGUAACGCCUUCCUGUUUAAAUUAAAUCAAAUUAAAAAGCAACAUAUGUUCAGGAACUUCGUACGCAAAUUGAUGGAACAGGAGAAGUUGAUCGAAUUGUCAAAGAAAAGAAAACGACAACGGUGACCGAAACUAGAGAAAUUAUUUAUUUCACGCAUCGCUUACCUUCUUCUAUCGCUAUAUCGACUAAUGUUCGGCUUUUUUCUUUAUCUUUUAUCUCUUUUGGAAUUUUUCUUUGAAAAUUGAAUGAAACAACUUUUUACAGCUUUCAUCGACCGGUGUUCCUGUCAAUCAAAAUCGUAGAUCGAUCACUAGUUUAGAUAAUUCAUGGUAAGAAAAAAAUCGUUUCUUUCUGCCAGUCGAGAAAGUAGGUGAAGAAAUAUUUUGAAACCUGAUGUAAAAUAUAAAAAUAUGUAAAAGAGUUAUGGCUUACAUUAGAAACCUACUUUAUUGGUCUGAUGUUUUAAAUUUCAAAACCGCAAAGAACAUCAAUUCUUUGGCUCCGCUACCUUCUUCCCGUCUUUACAUUUUUUCUACAAAAUUAACAUUUUUAGUCCUCCAAUACUUGAUCGUCCAUAUGUAAGAGCAUCUGAUUUGAAGCCACCAAUAUCUUCACCACAUAAACAAGUCACUAUUCGAGUUCCAGAGCAUCAGGUAAAUAAAACAAAAAUGAUAUACUUCAACACAGAAAUACAAACAAAAUUUUAAAAAAUAUAUAGGAACAUGUUCAUCAUACCUUGAGGAGAUCAGCUACACCUUCACCACAUAACGUUAGGUUUUGUAAAAUUUAAUGUUGUUGUUUAGUAUUUACUCCCAGCAUGUUUUAAGCAUCAACUAAAUUCACUAAAAAUAAUAAAAAUAUAUUUUAUUUCAGACUUCUGACAUCUGCAGAGAAGGAAACUCUUCGUCGUGA
Messenger RNA from Caenorhabditis angaria, 2566 nucleotides. NCBI's taxonomy places the organism in Eukaryota, Metazoa, Nematoda, Chromadorea, Rhabditida, Rhabditidae. The record is from the annotation of a GenBank genome assembly.